AUGGCAUUUUGCACUAGAGUUUUUGGCUUAUCUUCUUUAUCAGUUGAUCAAGCAUUCUUAAUAAUUGUAAAAAAUAUUAUUGUAUCAGCCUGCAAUAUGCAGCAAAAAGCUUGCAUUCUUCUAAUCUUAUGGCUUCCGUUUAGCUUUUCCAUAUCAAAACAGACCAUCAACAACAGCACAAUCGCGCUACCCGGCUGCCCCACCAAGUGUGGGAAUGUUUCCGUUCCAUACCCUUUUGGUAUUGGUUUAGAUGCUGGAUGUUCCAUAGGCCCAUGGUAUGACAUCAACUGUUCUAAAUCUUUUAACCCUCCAAAACCCUUCCUCAGCAGAACUAAUGGAGAGAUUAUCGACAUAUCAGAAACCAAAAUCCGUCUCAAAAGCAAUGGGAUAGCUUACAGAUGCUACAAUCAGACUGGUGGUAUAACUCGUAAAUUUCCAACCCUAUAUGGUAUAGAUGAAACCUCGCUUUUCAGUUUUUCAAACGAAAAUAAGUUCAUAGUUGUGGGAUGUGAUGAUGUUUCAUUUAUGACAAAAGUGGCAACCGAUAACUUAAUCAGUUCAUGUGCUGCCAUAUGUUCACAGAGCAGUGACUUGAGUGAUGGAUCUUGUUCUGGAAUUGGCUGUUGCCAAAACUCCAUUCCCAAGGGCGUAAAGAAUUACAUUACUUCCCUGAGGAGCUAUGGAAAUCACACGAACGUCUCGUCCUUCAACCGCUGUGGCUAUUCCUUUCUUGGAGAACAUGGCAGAUAUACGUUUCACCCAUCUGAUGUCUCUGAUUCCAAUUUUGAACACAGAAUUGUAGAAACUGUUCCGAUGAAUUGG
Olea europaea var. sylvestris is the source of this 822-nucleotide messenger RNA. Its product is annotated as wall-associated receptor kinase 2-like. Gene Ontology annotation, molecular function: polysaccharide binding. NCBI's taxonomy places the organism in Eukaryota, Viridiplantae, Streptophyta, Magnoliopsida, Lamiales, Oleaceae. The transcript has 2 exons. The record is from RefSeq and is a predicted model, not a curated record. The annotation marks the transcript as partial.